Dreissena polymorpha is the source of this 1559-nucleotide messenger RNA. RefSeq lists its product as uncharacterized. The transcript is spliced from 6 exons. The coding region runs from base 165 to 1130 and encodes 321 amino acids. The record is from RefSeq and is a predicted model, not a curated record. Lineage: Eukaryota; Metazoa; Mollusca; Bivalvia; Myida; Dreissenidae.
UGCCAAUCCAAAUUUGUUUUGCUUGGCCUAUUUUGCUGGUCUCCAAAACGAAAAUUAAAGUAUAUAUAUAGUAAACCCAUGCGAGCGCGGUUAGUUCUCGUCUGCAGGAUUACAUGUCAUAAAGGCUGGAAUAAAACAGUGGGUACAAACUAAGCAAAGCGAAAAUGGCCGAUCCGUGGCGCACUUCAAACCAAGCUUAUGGGGCUAACGUCCCCAGCAAUCCUAAAACAAACACAGGACAGCCACCAAAUGUUGAUCGAGCAACCAAACCAACAGGUGCCGAAUGGGCUAAGAUUAUGACAGAGAAGGGGAAAAACACAUCGGCAGCUCAUACUGGAAACACAAGUCAGCAAAACAUGGACUGGGAUGAUGAUAAAGCAGCAUCUCGAGGUUAUCCGCACACAAGCGGAGGUGGAAAUACCCCGAAAGCUUCCUCCGAAUCACGAUAUUCAGGGCAUCAUCAGAGACAAGACCAAAUUCAGAGAUCACUGGAAGCGAGCAAACAAAUGCUGUUCAGUGUAUAUGGCAACCUGGUGGCCAUCGUAGAGGAGUUCGAAAGGCGAGAAGACGUAGGGCAGAAGACCAAAUUACCAAAGUCAAACAUAUACAUGCCGGACCAGACAAGAAAAUCGGACGAGGAUGUACAAGCCGUCUUGGAGACCCAGCUGAUUCUGUUCCAACAGCAAGCUGCAGCCUGUCCACCGGGUGUAAUGCAGACUGCGAGGGAUGACAUGAAAAAGAAAACCCUCGAGUGGGCAGCCGUUCGCUCAGAGCAUAAACAUGAUUAUACUGCUGCAGACAGUUAUAUCGGACAACUGUAUGAAAUUCUGUCACAGGGAAAAACGCAUCACUCUUUCUACGACAAACCAAGCCCGGAGAUUGAUGCCCGGACUAUCCAGGACAACAUGCCAUACAUCAUGUCAGGGAAGCACGAUGCGGCCAUGCUGGACAAGGAUUUCAAACAGAACGGGGAAAAGCGCGCAGUCAUGCCGGACAUCCGACAGGCGACACUGGAUCAUGCAUACAGAAGGGGUGCCGACAGAAUAGUGAAUAUGAAACCAGACUUGCGUACCAUUCUAAUGGCAGAUGUGGAACGUUUCGAACGUGACGCUCCUGCCAACAUUCGUUAAACAUAUGUUCGCCCGCUACAUUCACACGUGGGGCUAAGAAGUCACACAUAGCACGAUAUGUUUUAAAUUGCUGCAUGGUUGAAUUCUGUACAUUGAUUUCCCUUUAGUCGAAGCAUCUUUAAUUAUAAUUGAACGUGUUAAAAGUAGUAAAUUCAUUGAACCGUAUAAUGGUAUACCUUGUUUGCAUUUACCGUGUAGUCCAUAUUAAAGCAGUAUAUUUUAAUAUGCGAAAGUAAACGAACUAUUUCAGGUUUCAUCUCCAAGCCAUCGUAUAAAAAGACAACAUGCGUUAAGAUAAGUUUAUUAGAUCGUUUUGUUAUGUGUUUGUGAACCAUAAAUUAUGUUUAUUACAGAGUAAUUUAUGUUUAAUUUCUUUAAGCAUACAUUAUUAACUAUAUGAAAUAAAUUGAAUAAAUUAACUUGAAAAUA